Mycosarcoma maydis (corn smut) is the source of this 1119-nucleotide messenger RNA. RefSeq lists its product as uncharacterized. The transcript has a single exon. NCBI's taxonomy places the organism in Eukaryota, Fungi, Basidiomycota, Ustilaginomycetes, Ustilaginales. The record is from RefSeq and is a predicted model, not a curated record. Gene Ontology annotation, molecular function: oxidoreductase activity, acting on the CH-OH group of donors, NAD or NADP as acceptor. Bases 1 to 1119 code for a protein of 372 amino acids.
AUGUCAACUAGCACAACCACAUCGCAAGGUCCCAAGGUACUGCUCACGGGCGUGUCCGGCUUUGUAGGCUCGCAUGUGCUCGACCAGCUGCUCAAGUCGUCCCGCAGCUACCACGUCACCUGCGUUAUCCGAUCCAAGGCGAAAACGGAGCCAUGGCUAUCGAGGCAGUUUGCCGCUGGUUUCCAACAGAACCGUAUCGAUGUUAUCGAGGUCUCCGACCUGUUGGCCUCCGGAUGCCUUGACAGUGCUGUCGAGGCCAAAGACUACAUUGUCCACGUCGCUUCUCCUUAUGUGCUCAGUGCCAAGAACAACAAGCGCGACAUUAUCGAUCCUGCUAUCAAAAUGACGCAAAACGUGCUCGACGCCGCUCUGAAAGCCGAAAACAAGGCCAAGGCUGCUGGCGAAAAGCCCAAACUGAAACGUAUCGUCGUCACCUCUUCAUUUGCUGCCAUUCUCAACCCAUUGAAGGGCAUCGAGCAACGCGACUACACUUACACGGACAAGGACUGGCAGCCGAUCCAGUAUGCUUUCAUGGGAAUGUUCUACUCUCCUCUCGCCUACCUCAUCUCCAAGACGCUUGCCGAAAAGUCGGUAUGGAACUUCCUCGAACAACACAAGCCCAGCUUUGAUGCUGCUACCGUCAACCCACCGAAUAUCUAUGGACCCAUUAUUCACGAGGUCAAGUCCGAAGAUGCCAUCAAUACCUCCUCGGCCGAGCCUUGGAAGCUGUACAAAGCCGGGGGGCCUAAUGGCGAUGGUAAAGUGCCUGCCGAAGCCCUCUGGUCCUUCUGCGACGUACGUGAUGUGGCCAAGGUGCACGUUGCCGCGCUGGACAAUCCCAAGGCGCACAACACGCGCUACCUUGCGUGCGGUGGAAGCAUCUCGUGGCAAGAGGUGGCGGACGAGAUUCACAGCAACCCAGAAUACCCACAAGAACUUAAGGAUCACAUUCCACGCGGUACACCCGGUCAACGACACCGUCCUAGCCCCCUGGCUAAGCUCGACACGAGCCGGGCCGAGAAGGACUUGGGAAUCGAGUUUCUCGACUGGAAAGAGUCGGUCAUCAAGGGGUCGUUGUACAGCUUCAUCGAGAUCGAGAAGAGUUGGGGUCACCAGUAA